AUGGCUUCCAAGAAUUUUUCAUUUCCUUCACCCCCAAUUUUUUCUGGUGAGAAUUAUCUAAUUUGGGCUAUCAAGAUGAGAACAUACUUGCGAGUAUAUGAUGUGGGAAGUGGUAGAGGUUGGAGGAGAGGACUUUCGGAAGUAAUUUUCACUAGAGUUAUGGCGAGUGAUACUGCAAAGGAGGCUUGGGACAAGUUGAAAGAAGAAUUUCAAGGAAGUGACAAGAUUAGGCAAAUAAAAGUGAUAAAUCUGAGAAGAGAAUUUGAAAUUCUCAGAAUAAAGGAUUCAGAAACUAUUGAAGAAUUCUCCAACAAGUUGAUGAAGGUUCUUGUGAGUUUUCCCGAAAGAUUUGAAGCAAAGAUCUCCUCACUCGAAGAUUCGAAGGAUCUCACAAAACUAUCACUUUCAGAACUUGUACAUGCUCUUCAAGAUCAAGAGCAAAGAAGAUCCUUGAGGCUAGAAGAAGCUACUGAAACUGCUCUUCAAGCCAAGUUCAAAGGAAAGAUGCAAAUUCAAGAGGAAGCCGAUUCUCGCAAUGAAGUCAAGAAUAGAGAAAACUUUCCUCCAUGUAAGUAUUGCAGAAAAACCAAUCAUAAAGAGGAUGAUUGUAGGUUUAAGGGGAAGAAACCACCUCUUCAGUGUAGAUAUUGCAAUAAGCUUGGACAUAUUGAAAGAUUUUGCAAAGUGAAGAAGGAGAACAACCAACAAACACAAAAGCCAACGUUUCAGAAGUUAAAGAACAGGAGGAGUUUAUAUUUAUGGCGAUGGAAGAAACAAGAUUGA
This is a messenger RNA of Capsicum annuum, 783 nucleotides long. RefSeq lists its product as uncharacterized. Lineage: Eukaryota; Viridiplantae; Streptophyta; Magnoliopsida; Solanales; Solanaceae. The record is from RefSeq and is a predicted model, not a curated record. Bases 1 to 783 code for a protein of 260 amino acids. Gene Ontology annotation, molecular function: nucleic acid binding; zinc ion binding. The transcript has 4 exons.